Molecule: messenger RNA, 4404 nt
Organism: Puma concolor (puma)
Lineage: Eukaryota; Metazoa; Chordata; Mammalia; Carnivora; Felidae
Source: RefSeq, a predicted model, not a curated record
AUGUAUGACAUUUGUGUCUUUGUAUGGUCUGUACGAUACCUGCAGAGGCUGGCCUGCCUGGAGGGAAGCCACAGCUUCUGUGGCUUGCCAUAUCUCAUGGAGAAAGAGAAGAGAAGGUUCACCAAGAAUCUUUCCCCAGACAAAAUCAAUUUGAGCACUCUGAAAGGGGAGGGUCAGCUGACGAACCUGGAGCUAGAUGAAGAGGUUCUACAGAAUGUGCUGGAGCUGCCCACCUGGUUAGCCAUCACUCGGGUCUACUGCAACAGGGCCUCCAUCCGGAUCCAGUGGACAAAGUUGAAGACACAUCCCAUAUGCUUGUGUCUGGAUAAGGUAGAGGUGGAGAUGAAGACAUGUGAGGAGCCUCGGCCCCCCAAUGGACAGUCUCCCAUUGCCCUCGCUUCAGGACAGAGUGAGUAUGGCUUUGCCGAGAAGGUGGUGGAGGGAAUGUUCAUCAUCGUCAAUUCCAUCACCAUCAAGAUUCACUCCAAGGCCUUCCAUGCUUCUUUUGAAUUGUGGCAGCUCCAGGGCUACAGUGUCAACCCCAACUGGCAGCAGAGUGACCUCCGCCUCACCCGCAUCACUGACCCCCGCCGAGGAGAGGUUUUAACAUUUAAGGAAAUAACUUGGCAAACACUUCGAAUUGAGGCAGAUGCUACCGACAAUGGUGAUCAGGAUCCAGUCACCACUCCAUUGAGGCUUAUUACCAACCAAGGCAGGAUCCAAAUAGCCCUCAAAAGAAGAACCAAAGAUUGCAAUGUGGUAGCCUCCAAGCUGAUGUUCCUGUUGGAUGAUCUGCUCUGGGUGCUGACUGACUCACAGCUCAAGGCUAUGAUGAAGUAUGCGGAGUCGCUGAGUGAGGCCAUGGAGAAGUCAGCCCAGCAGAGGAAGAGCCUGGCCCCUGAACCUGUACAGAUCACUCCACCUGCUCCCAGUGCCCAGCAGUCCUGGGCCCAGGCGUUUGGUGCCAGCCAAGGCAGCAGCAACAGCAGCAGCAGCCGCCUCAGCCAGUACUUUGAGAAAUUUGAUGUGAAAGAGUCCUCCUACCAUCUGCUCAUCUCCCGCCUGGACCUGCACAUUUGUGACGAUAGCCAGUCUCGGGAGCCAGGUGUCUCUGCAAACAGACUCAUGGGUGGUGCAAUGCAGCUUACCUUCCGCAAGAUGGCCUUUGACUAUUACCCCUUCCACUGGGCAGGUGACAGCUGCAAACAUUGGGUACGGCACUGUGAGGCCAUGGAGACCCGAGGCCAGUGGGCCCAGAAGCUGGUGAUGGAAUUUCAGAGUAAAAUGGAGAAGUGGCAUGAGGAGACGGGUCUCAAACCUCCCUGGCACCUGGGGCUGGACUCUCCCUUCCGGAGGAAAGCAGAUUCUCUCUCCAGUCCUCAAAAGAACUCCCUUGAGAGAAGCCCCUCUCAGGGCCGACAAGCUGCUUUUCGGCCUCCAGCAUGGAAUCGCUUACGUUCUAGCUGCAUGGUAAUACGGGUGGAUGACUUGGACAUUCACCAGGUUUCUACAGCUGGACAGCCAAGUAAGAAGCCAUCUACACUCCUUUCCUGUAGUCGCAAACUUCACAACCUACCCACUCAGGUCUCUGCCAUUCAUAUUGAGUUCACAGAGUAUUACUUCCCCGAUAAUCAGGAGCUUCCAGUUCCCUGUCCCAAUCUCUACAUUCAGUUAAAUGGUCUGACAUUUACUGUGGAUCCUGUCAGCUUGCUCUGGGGAAACCUCUUCUGCCUGGAUUUAUACCGCAGCUUGGAGCAGUUCAAAGCUAUCUACAAGCUGGAAGAUUCAAGCCAGAAAGAUGAACACUUGGAUAUUCGACUAGAUGCCUUCUGGUUGAAGGUGAGCUUCCCGCUGGAGAAGAGAGAGCAGGCUGGGUUGCAUCGUCCUCAGGCCCUUGUCUUUUCUGCAUCAGGCAUGACUGCCACCAAUACGCGUCAUGCCCCACAUUGUAGUUGUCUAGACCUCCAAAGUCUCUUCCGAGGUUUUGCGGCUGCUGAGUUCUUUCAUUCCAAUUAUGUUCACUUUCCCAAGGUUCCAGGUGGCUUUAGCCUUCUGCACAUGCUUUUUUUACAUCAUGCUUUCCAGAUGGAUUCCCGCCUUCCUCAACCCAGUACCCUCCCUCCCCAGAGGCUUAAGGCUUCCCAGGAUCUCUGGUCCAUCCACUUCACCCAGAUCUCCUUGGAUUUUGAGGGAACAGAGAACUUCAAAGGCCAUACCUUGAAUUUUGUGGCCCCCUUUCCCUUGUCCAUUUGGGCCUGUCUGCCCCUCCGCUGGCAGCAAGCUCAGGCACGGAAGCUCCUUUUGGCCACAGAAGGGAGGCUGAAACCAUCAGCUAGCUUUGGCAGUCCUGUCCAGUCUGAGGUCCUUGCCCCAGACACUGUGUCCCAUCAGAGGUCAAAGACUGAACAUGAUUUGAAAAGCCUGUCAGGCUUUACAGAAGUCAUGGAUGUUUUGCGAGAAGGCAGCAGUAGUGUGGACAACAAAGGGCCUCUGACUGAGCUCGAGGAUGCAGCAGAUGUUCACAUGCUUGUACACUCCCCUGCACAUGUCCGUGUGAGGCUUGACCAUUACCAGUACUUGGCUCUACUGCGCCUGAAGGAGGUGCUACAGGGUCUUCAAGAACAACUGACUAAGGAUACAGAGGCCAUGACCGGGUCUCCCCUGCAGGACCAGACAGCUUGCAUUGGGGUCCUCUUCCCCAGUGCUGAGGUGGCUCUGCUCAUGCAUCCUACCCCUGGGACUGUUGAAGCUGACUCGGCAGGUUCAGAUACCACCAGCCUCAUAGAUUCAGAGUUGUCUCCUUCAGAGGAUAGGGAGCUGAAGUCUGAUGCCUCUUCAGACCAGGGCCCAGCAAGCCCUGAGAAGGUUCUGGAGGAUAGUGGCAUUGAAAAUCUGGAUGCAUCCCAGGAUAGGCCAUUGCCUCUCUCUAGCAAUGGAGAACUACAGGAUUCAGAUUCUCUUGCACAGCAGGAGGCAGGGAAGGGCCAUGAGGCAGUCGAUUCCUUACAGGCCAAGAGACUGAGCAGAGCUCAAGCAUCCACCUCACCGGCUGUGUUGAAGCCCCCAAGUGGCAGGGAUACCGCUGUGAAUGGACAGGCUGAGCUCAUCCCCUUGAAGAACAUUGAGGGAGAAUUGUCAAGUGCUAUUCACAUGACCAAGGAUGCCACAAAAGAGGCUCUCCAUGCCACUAUGGACCUCACCAAGGAAGCUGUGUCCCUGACUAAGGAUGCCUUCAGUCUGGGCAGAGACCGAAUGACCUCCACCAUGCACAAGAUGUUGUCCCUGCCCCCAGCCAAGGAGCCCAUGGCCAAAAUAGAUGAGGGGGCAGCAGCACCAUUGAGUGGAAGUGCUGCCCGACUCCGAUUUUUCUCUAUGAAGAGGACGGUAUCUCAGCAGUCAUUUGAUGGCGUUUCAUUGGAUAACAGUGGCCCUGAAGAUCGGAUUUCAGUGGACAGUGAUGGCAGUGAUAGCUUUGUGAUGCUCUUGGAGUCUGAGUCUGGUCCAGAAUCUCUUCCACCAGGAACUCUUCCAAAUGUCCUGGACAGUGCUGGCGUUCAAGGGAGCCCUCUUAUGGAUAGUUACGGCCAGGGGUCACCAGAGGCCAACAGUUCGGUCUCACCCAGUGGGGAAGACCUCAGUCUUCACCCGGUCUCCGUUCUGGUCCUGAAGGUGAAUGAGGUGUCUUUUGGGAUUGAGGUACGUGGUGAAGAUCUGACUGUGGCCCUUCAGGCAGAGGAACUGACCCUCCAGCAGCUGGGAACCGUGGGACUAUGGCAGUUCCUGCAUGGACAGUGCUCAGGUACAAGCUUUCAGGAAUCCUCAACUUUGAAGACUGACCACAUCAGGCCAGCAGUGGGCCUUCGCUUUGAGGUGGGGCCUGGUGCAGCCGUUCGCUCCCCACUGGCCACACGAAAUGGCUUCCUGCAUUUCUUGCUUCGAGGCUGUGAUCUUGAGCUGUUCACUUCGGUGCUCAAUGGCCUGGGGCCCUUCUUGGAGGAUGAAGAGAUCCCAGUGGUAGUUCCCAUGCAGAUUGAACUCCUGCACUGCAGCAUCACCCUAAAGGAUGAUAUACCCCCCAUCUAUCCAACAUCUCCAGGCCCUAUCCCUAUUACUCUGGCCAUGGAGCAUGUUGUGCUGAAACGGAGUGAUGAUGGUGUGUUCCACAUAGGCGCUGCUGCUCAGGAUACACCAUCAGCUGAAGUACCUAAGAGUGAGAAGAGGCAGCCCCCCAAAGAACAGAUGUUUCUGGUGCCCACAGGAGAGUCUUUUGGAGAGAAGGUGAAAGAAUUGCCUACCCUACAGAAGGAACUUAUAGAAACUAAACGAGCAUUGGCCAAUGCCAACCAGGAUAAAGAAAGACUGCUUCAGGAGAUUAGGAAAUAUGACCCCCUCUUUGAGCUCUGA